Salmo salar (Atlantic salmon) is the source of this 2206-nucleotide messenger RNA. RefSeq lists its product as uncharacterized. NCBI's taxonomy places the organism in Eukaryota, Metazoa, Chordata, Actinopteri, Salmoniformes, Salmonidae. The record is from RefSeq and is a predicted model, not a curated record.
UUUUAAAUGAGUGAGUGUGUGUGAUGAGGGCCUUCUUCCUCUUCUGGUCUCCACUUUGAAAGAGGACUUAAAGUAGUGAUGAUGUCUGGUGAAAUCAUCUACUCCGAUGUUACAUUCACUCGGCAUCAGAAUCAAGAUACUAGAGCAGAAAGUGAAGUUUCUAAUGGAGUAGCCGAACGUGAAGAAGAUGUCACAUACUCUGAGGUUAGAAGACCAGGAGGUAGAGCUAGUGAGCAGGAGGAUCUUGGGAGAGGAAGGGACCCUGGCAAUAGUUACCCCACUCCCCCAGUGGGGUCAAAGGCUACAAUCCCUGAGGGAGUGUCUGGGAGCGUUCCUGUGGCGACCCUGGUGUGUCUCUGUGUUCUACUGUUGGGCCUGGCUAUCACUCUGGGAGUCCUCUAUGGUUCCAAUAUGACUAGUCUUCAAGCUGAGGAGGCCCGCUUUGCCCAGAUGAAAGAGAAUCUAACAGGGAAACUGCAUGAACUGCAAGACAACUAUAAGAGACUGCAGAAUGAGACCCACAACAUAACAGUCCAGAAAGAGCUGUUAUCCUCAGGUCUUCGAGACUGUGAGGCCAACCUGACUAGGGUCAAAGAUCUCCUGGCAACCAUACAAGGGAAUCCAAAGGAAUGUAAUGCUUAUACAAAACCAUGUUCUCCAGGCUGGGAGUUCUACAAUGGAUCAUGCUACUACUUCUCUAAUGACGAAAGGACCUGGGAACAGAGUCAGUACGCCUGCAUCCGUGACGGAGGACACCUGGUCAUUGUAGAGAGUCAGCAGGAGCAGCAGUUUAUAACAGAUACAUUAGUGAGAAACACUGAUUUUAAUAACAGCCCCUGGAUUGGACUGACAGACAAGAAGCAAGAGGGAGUGUGGGUCUGGAUGGACAAUACAACUCUUGAUGACAGCAUCAAGUUCUGGGACCAGAACACUGGAUCAAAUAAUCCUCCAGAACCAAAUGACUGGACCCCAGGUGAAGAUUGUGCCCGAAUGGGUCAAAGCUGUUCCAGUCGAAUCCAAUGUUGGUUUGACUUUGCAUGUGACAACCCAUGUAGGAGAAUCUGUGAGAGUCGUGCAGUCUGUGAGAGUCGUGCAGCCACUCGAUAGUACUGCCACAUGGUGUGUAUUGAAUGAGUAACUAGCACAAGGUACUACAUUGUUGGGCAGUAUAAAGGGCCAGCUUCCCGGACACAGAUUAAACCAAGUCCUGGACUAAGAAGCAUAUUCAAUAGAGAUUCUCCACUCAAAGUGUACAGCACUAGAGAUUAAUAUGUGUCCAGGAAACCGACCUAUAAUGUCUAAUUUGUAUAGCUAGUACUCUCCAUUAAUCCAAUGAGUACACCAAACAUUAGAGUUGCAGUCUCCCCAAACCCCCCUUUUGCCCUCAGAACAGCCUCAAUUUGUCAGGGCAUGGGCUCUACAAGGUGUCAAAAGCGUUCCACAGGGAUGCUGGCCCAUGUUCCCAAAGUUGUGUCAAGUUGGCUGGAUGUCCUUUGGGUGCUGGACCAUUGUUAAUACACACAAGAAAAAAAACAGAAAAGAAACAGCAGCUUUGCAGGUCUUGACACAAUCCAGUGUACCUGGCACGUACUACCAUACCCUGUUAAAAGACACUUAAAUGUUUUGUCUAGCCCAUUUACCCUCUGAAUGGCACACAUACACAAUCCAUGUCUCAAUUGUCUCAAGGCUUAAAAAUCCUUCUUUAACCUGUCACCUCCCCUUUAUCUACUCCCCUUUAUAAAGCCAGCAGCAUACCACCCUGCAUCCCACUGCUUGCUUGCUUCUGAAGCUAAGCACGGUUGGUCCUGUUCAGUCCCUUGAUGGAAGACCAGAUGCUGUUGGAAGUGGUGUUGGAGGGCCAGUAGGAGGCACUCUUUCCUCUGGUCUAAAAAAGAUCCCAAUUACCUGGGUCAGUGACACGGUGCUGUCUUUUAGAAGGGAUGUUAAACGGGUGUCCUGACUCUCUGAGGUCAUUAAAAGAUCCCAUGGCACUUGUUGUAAGAGUAGGGGUGUUAACCCUGGUGUCCUGGCUAAAUUUCAAAGCUCUCCUUCAUACCAUCAUGGUCACCUAAUCAUCCACAGCUUACAAUUGGCUCAUUCAUCCCCCUCCUCUCCCCUGUAAGUAUUCCCCAGGUCGUUGCUGUAAAUGAGAACGUGUUCUCAGUCAACUUACCUGGUAAAAUAACGGUGUCACGUCCUGACCAGU